AUGAAUCGAGCCGAGGGGUUGGUGCAACGAAGAAACGUGAACGUAAUUAAGGACAAUUCGGAAUUAAAGGAAAACCACGACGUCGAUGAUAAGAAAAAUGAUAAAAGUUAUGAUGACGGGGAUUCAAAGGAAACACGAUUGACACUAAUGGAAGAAGUACUACUUUUAGGAUUAAAGGACAAAGAGGGUUACACAUCAUUUUGGAAUGAUUGCAUAUCCAGCGGCUUGCGAGGAUGUAUUUUAAUCGAACUUGGCCUGAGAGGCCGCGUAGAAUUAGAAAGAGCUGGUAUGCGUAGAAAGGGAUUGUUAUCUAGAAAAGUUAUAGUUAAAUCAGAUACACCUACAGGUGACGUAUUGCUAGACGAGGCCUUGAAACACAUGAAGGAAACUGAACCACCAGAGACAGUUCAAAGCUGGAUAGAAUACCUAAGUGGUGAAACAUGGAACCCAAUGAAAUUAAAAUAUCAGUUGAAAAAUGUCCGUGAGAGACUUGCAAAAAAUCUCGUUGAAAAAGGAGUUUUGACAACGGAAAAGCAGAACUUUUUGCUAUUUGAUAUGACUACCCAUCCUUUGACUGAUAAUGUUGUUAAAUGUCGCCUGGUCAAAAAGGUUCAAGAAGCAGCUUUGAGGCGUUCAAUCACGGAUGUUGCUCACGCGGAUAAGCGAUCACUGGCGCUGUUGAUGCUUGCCCAUUCAGCUGAUGUACUAGAAAACGCGUUCGCGCCACUCUCCGACGAAGAUUAUGAGUUAGCAACGAGACGCGUGCGCGCGCUUUUAGAUCUAGAUUUCGAGGCUGAAGCCAUGCGACCAGAUGCCUGCGAAAUUAUGUGGGCGGUGUUUGCAGCGUUCACUAAAUAG
Spodoptera littoralis (African cotton leafworm) is the source of this 858-nucleotide messenger RNA. The record is from the annotation of a GenBank genome assembly. Lineage: Eukaryota; Metazoa; Arthropoda; Insecta; Lepidoptera; Noctuidae.